Molecule: messenger RNA, 2643 nt
Organism: Crotalus tigris (Tiger rattlesnake)
Lineage: Eukaryota; Metazoa; Chordata; Lepidosauria; Squamata; Viperidae
Gene: NDRG3
Product: NDRG family member 3
Exons: 17
Coding region: 260-1423 (387 amino acids)
Biological process (GO): signal transduction
Cellular component (GO): cytoplasm
Source: RefSeq, a predicted model, not a curated record
CAGUUCUCUUCCUCCCCCCCCCCACACACAUGCUGUUGCUGCUGGUGGAGGCUGAACUUCAUCUGCGUGGUGUCUCCCUGAACCACGUUCCGGGUUGCGUCGUAAGAGUCGCUGUGAGGUGGGAGCUCUUGUUCCCUUUCUUCGGGCUGACCUGUCCGUCCUUCCUCGCCCUGCGUGGCUUGUGUUUGAACUCCUUCGGGGAAGACGAGAGGAGGAGUACUUUGCUAUUCAACAGUGAAUCUCAUUGAUUUCAGUAAACAUGGAUGAAUUGCAAGAUGUGCAGUUAACAGAAAUUAAACCUCUCUUAAAUAAUAAGAAUUCAGCUCGAAACUUCCAGGACUUUGACUGUCAAGAGCAUGAUAUAGAGACAGCUUAUGGAGUUGUCCAUGUCACUAUGCGGGGCACUUCAAAAGGCAAUCGUCCUGUCAUCCUAACGUAUCAUGAUAUUGGCCUCAACCAUAAGUCCUGCUUCAACACUUUCUUCAAUUUUGAAGACAUGCAGGAAAUCACACAACACUUUGCUGUAUGCCAUGUUGAUGCACCUGGACAACAAGAGGGGGCUCCUCCUUUCCCUUCUGGAUACCAGUAUCCUAGUACUGAUGAACUCGCUGAAAUGCUUCCCGCUGUUCUUAUGCACCUGAGCCUAAAAAGUGUAAUUGGAAUAGGAGUUGGAGCUGGUGCCUAUAUUCUCAGCAAGUUUGCGUUGAAUCAUCCAGACUUGGUAGAAGGCUUAUUGCUAAUUAAUAUUGAUCCAUGCGCAAAAGGUUGGAUAGAUUGGGCAGCAUCCAAGCUUUCUGGAUGGACAACUAACCUUGUGGAUAUUGUUUUAGCUCACCAUUUUGGCCAUGAAGAACUGCAGGCUAAUCUGGAGCUAAUUCAGACAUACAGACUUCACAUUGCACAAGAUAUCAAUCAGGAAAACCUUCAGCUCUUUGUUACCUCCUAUAACAGUCGCAGAGAUCUGGAUAUUGAAAGACCAAUCUUGGGUAUGAAUGAAGAAGCAGCAAAAACACUCAAGUGCCCUGUCUUAUUGGUAGUUGGAGACAGCUCUCCUGCAGUUGAGGCUGUGGUUGAAUGCAAUUCACGCCUAGAUCCAAUUAAUACCACACUCCUGAAGAUGGCAGAUUGUGGGGGAUUGCCCCAAGUUGUUCAGCCUGGGAAGCUAACUGAAGCUUUCAAAUACUUUGUUCAAGGAAUGGGUUACAUCCCUUACAUGCAACUCAGUCACCUGAACACUGAGUCAGUGCCAUCUGCAAGUAUGACCAGAUUGAUCCGUUCCCGGACCCAGUCAUCUUCAAGUGUAGGUUCUGGAGAAAGCACUCAAUCACGGUUUCAAGCUAACCACCUAAGGGAGGUGAACAUGGGAAUACCUGAAACUACUGAAGUCCACGGCAAUCCUCAGACUAUGGAAGUAUCCUGCUAAGCAAGCAUGAGAAUCCAGACCAUUCCUUUUCUCUCUUCUGCACCCAUCCAACAAAUGGCAUUAAAAAAUUUUCCCCCUCAUUAUGCCUGCUAGCUUUUCACCUGUCUCUUUGGUGUUAUAUUUAGUUAUCUUUGUACAGAAACUUUAGCUGCCUACAGAUGUACUGAACAAUAGCUGCUGGAGGUACAGGAGUGAUUUUUGAGCUCUGAUACUUUUUUGCAGGCUCUAGAUCAAAAGCUGGGUCUCUCUUUUUGCCUUUUUCCCCUCCCUCCAGGGAAACUGCACAUUUUGUUUUAAUUCCUUCCACCUCUCCAUCACACCUUCAUAUUUAUCUGCUUGAAAUACUUGGUGCUCUUUAAAAGAUGUUCCCUGGUGUGGUGGUGGUGGUUUUGAUUUCUUGAAAAUGGCUGUUUGGUUCAGCCAGUUGAUUCUAUGUGCAGAACCUUGCUUUGUAACAUGCAAGGGAAAGAAAUACUUUCAUGGAUGAUGCAAGGGCUUGCUAAUUAACGCUGUAUAAAUCCAAAUCUAGCUUGUUCUCAGUUAAAUAUGACAAAAUAAUGUGUGUGUCAUAAAUGUGGUAAAUGCGCUUCCACAGUGGGCUUGCCACUGAAAUUGUAUACAUCUGUAUGCGUCCAUUAACUACUAACUUCCAUUGGUGCUAGGCAAGAUGAAGAUGUCUUCAUUUCCCCUGGCCUCCUAUGCUAUCCGAUCAUUUGAAAACAGUGAGUCUCUCCUGUCUUCUUGAAAUCCAGAUGAUCAUUUUUGUGGUUUUUUGACUUGGAAUUGCUUUCUAGUGUGCUUCUGCUAAAAGGCGUUAAAGCUUUUGACUGUGGUCCUAACAAUAUCUUUGGAGUUCUGAUUGGAGAGGACAUCUUUGAUUCAGAACUCCAACAGUGGAUCUAUUUAUGGUCUAACUCUUGAGAUCAUAACAUAAUAUAUGAGUUGUACAAGAGUUCUAUAUUUCCUAACUGAGCAGGAGAAAGUAAGCUGUUUCCUGUUGGUUAUUCAGAAGCACUUCUCACUAGAACAAUUAGGUUACAAGAAGAAUGAGAUAUUUAGCCCAGUUUAAUUUCCAACAAAGAGGGCAUAUUAUUCAACUGUGUGUAUAAAAUAGGCAAAGUUACAUUAUAGUAGAUUUAGAAAUAGAACCAGAUGAUAUUUAGUAUAAUUCCCAACAUCCUAUACAAUGAGUUUCUGAAGCUGAAAACAAACAAAAAAAA